Elgaria multicarinata webbii is the source of this 7229-nucleotide messenger RNA. It is a transcript of the gene ABHD2, whose product is annotated as abhydrolase domain containing 2, acylglycerol lipase. The record is from RefSeq and is a predicted model, not a curated record. Gene Ontology annotation, molecular function: monoacylglycerol lipase activity; acetylesterase activity. The transcript has 11 exons. Gene Ontology annotation, biological process: acylglycerol catabolic process; medium-chain fatty acid catabolic process; steroid hormone receptor signaling pathway. Bases 179 to 1453 code for a protein of 424 amino acids. Lineage: Eukaryota; Metazoa; Chordata; Lepidosauria; Squamata; Anguidae. Gene Ontology annotation, cellular component: sperm flagellum; sperm plasma membrane.
CACGGGGUGUGCGAGUGUGUCUGUGGCGGUGCAUCUCGAUGGGAGUCGCUGUCAGGGCUGGAACUGGCGGGAGCGCCCGGGUUGGGCCUACGCAGGGUAACUUUGACAACAUAUUUGCUUAGAAGAUUCCCGAGUUUCCUGUAUUUAAGAAUAAGUGGCACACCGCACAGAUUUCAAGAUGAGUUCCAUAAUGGAAACCCCUGAACUGCCGGCAGUAUUUGAUGGGGUGAAGUUGGCUGCUGUAGCUGCUGUUCUCUACAUUAUUGUCCGCUGCCUGAAUCUGAAGAGUCCAACUGCCCCUCCUGAUCUCCUAUACCAAGACACACCUUUGUCCCGCUUCCUGUUGAAGUCAUGCCCUCUUCUAACCAAAGAGUACAUUCCACCUCUGAUCUGGGGGAAGAGUGGGCACAUCCAAACUGCCCUUUAUGGGAAGAUGGGGAGAGUAAGUUCGCCGCAUCCUUAUGGACUCCGCAAGUACCUCACAAUGUCAGAUGGUGCAACAGCAACGUUUGACCUCUUCGAACCAGUGGCUGAAAACUGCAUUAGAGAAGAUAUCACAAUGGUAAUUUGCCCUGGAAUAGCCAAUCACAGUGAGAAGCAAUAUAUACGCACCUUUGUUGACUAUGCCCAGAAGAAUGGCUAUCGAUGCGCUGUGUUAAACCACCUUGGAGCCCUGCCAAGCAUCGAGCUGACUUCGCCACGCAUGUUCACUUACGGUUGCACUUGGGAAUUUGGAGCCAUGGUGAGCUACAUCAAGAAAACGUAUCCCCAGUCCAAGCUGGUCGUUGUAGGCUUCAGUCUGGGUGGAAAUAUAGUGUGCAAAUAUCUGGGGGAGAACCAGUCGAACCAGGACUGUGUGUUGUGUUGUGUCAGCGUGUGUCAAGGGUACAGUGCACUGAGGGCACAGGAAACCUUUAUGCAGUGGGAUCAAUGUCGGAGAUUUUACAACUUCCUCAUGGCAGACAACAUGAAGAAAAUCAUCUUGUCUCACAGACAAGCUUUGUUUUCUGAGAGCUCUAAAAAACCCCAGUGUUUAGCAGAAACAGACCUGAGCAGACUUCACACAGCAACAUCCCUCAUGCAGAUUGAUGACAACAUCAUGAGGAAAUUCCAUGGCUACAACUCCUUAAAAGAAUACUAUGAACAGGAAAGCUGCCUGCACUACUUGCAAAGAAUCUUUGUUCCCCUCUUGCUGGUUAAUGCUGCUGAUGACCCUCUGGUACAUGAUAGCCUCCUAUCGAUCCCAAGAGCACUCUCAGAAAAGCGGGAGAACGUCAUGUUUGUUUUGCCAUUGCACGGAGGCCACCUGGGCUUCUUUGAGGGUGCGGUACUCUUUCCUGAGCCCCUCACCUGGAUGGAUAAGCUUGUGGUGCAAUACACCAAUGCCAUCUGCCAGUGGGAGAAGAAUACAUCUCAGUGCUCUGAUACAGAACAAUCAUCUGGCCAAGAAUAAAAGAUCCCAAAGAGUUUUCAGGUUGUUUCACCUUAAUCUCCAUCUUCUGGAAUUCUUCUAUUCUUACCCCUGUUUUUCCGGGCCUGUUUUCUGAGCAUCUUGUUCUUGGGGUUUGACCACAGUGUUUCAUGCCAAAGCUGAGUUACAAGAGGGGCUAAGGUCUGAUUUUGAGCAACUUGGAAGUAUGUCUGAACAUUUGCAGUGCUCUCGUGCAUGGAAAGAACUGAUGCACGGUAUUGGUAGGUUGUUUGUUUCAAGUUUCUGAAACCAGUGCAGCAACCGAAGUUCCUUGAAAGGAGCGAGAAGUUUCAGUGCUCUUGACUCUCUGCUCACCCUUUCGCUGACUGGAAAACCGAACAAAAAUAACCUCAUCUGGUUUUUGCAAAACUUGUAUAGGUGUCAGUGAUGUGAGUCAGGAGUUGCAUUCUCUUUGUGGUUGCAUUUCCCCACCCCACGACCACCCCACCAGCAGGGGGAGAAAUGUAUAUCAAACUAGAAGAAACCAGCCGUUCAUGUCUGCAAGUCAACAGUAUGGGUACAAAGCAAAGGAAAAGAUACGGAGCUUUGACUUUCCAGAAUUGCAUCCCUUCGUGAGAGGGUUGUUUUUGCCCUUUCUGAUUAAUGCACUUCUAGGGUUUAGAUUGCUUUGUGAAAGUAUUUGGAGUGUUAUCUACACUUCAAUUGCUCCAGGUUUUUGGAGUGAUGGCUGAGUGUGCUGUCGGACGUUUUGCUUUUCGUUGGGACUUCGCGCAUAGACGGUUAUUGGCUUGAUCAAUCCAAUGGAUUCCCUGCUGUGUUACUACUUGAGACUUAACAAGUAGCCUUGUGAUAUUUGCCUUUUCUAAUGUAAGGAAUCUUAUUUUGACCAAGACUUCUGUGUGCUCUUAACCCAGGCCUUUUAAUAUGGUCUCUGAACAGAAGCCAGUUACUAUCAGCCUGUGGGUUGUUCAGUUUUUUGUUUUGUUUUUCUAGAGUACUUCAUAGCAAAUCAAUAUAUAUAUAUCCUCUUAGGAACUUUGUGUAUGAAGGAUAGGGAAAAUACGAUAUCAUGCUCUUUAUUGCCUCGCCCAUCACUCAUGUACACUAGUAUGACACAUAAAAAUAAAUCUUCUCCAUGUCCUGUUUUAGAGGAGUUGGGGAUUAGGUGUCAACAAUGCUAAAUAUAUUUAUUUCUGUAUUAAAUGCCUUUACAGUUACUGGAUUCUAUAGGAACCAUUUUAGAAGUCCAGUGCUCCACAUGGUAGUCCUUCAGCCCAAAGGUAUUAGCAGGAAAUGGGUGAGUGUUGCAAUAGUGUGAGAUACAAUGAAGAAGCAGUUUCUUUGCUACCACACAACUGAGGCAGAUUUCUGCACUGAACCAGAGCGUUUCUACCCUGGAAGAAAAACUGUACAACCAUCAAAAUAAUAAUUUUUUAAAAAUUGAUUAUUUAGAUGACUCUUAAGACAGUAAAACUUUGUGGUCAGACUCUACUUUUACUUCCCUUCAGAAUUGUCAGCUUUCUCUCUUGUGGCCCCCUUUCACCUCUGUUUUUACAGCAGUUUUCGUGCAUUGCAAUUCCCAUAUCAGUUAGCACUUUAUUAUUUCGACCUUUAACUUUGCUACCUAGGCACUUUAAUUAUUGUGUGGGUUUUUUUUUUGGUAUGGUUGUAUCUUACAUGGACAGGAAUUCUUUCUGAACUUGAAUGCUGUGUAGAGCUUCUCCUGCCACAUCUUUGAAAUGCAGAAAGAUGUAUGUUGUAUUCAUGGUUAUUAUUAUUUUUUAAAUUGAGCAAUAAUUAGCUACUGUAGCAAAGGUGCAUUUCUCACAUCAGGAAUCAAACUCCUUCAGCCUUAGUCCAGCAACCUAGGCCUGUUCAGCAAUCUGUGUAACCUAAGCGUAGCUUGUCAAGUGAGAGAACGCAGGUUUUUUUACUCUUCCAGAUAGGCAGAAAUGACCAAGCCAAAUAGGGCAAGAUUUGGCCAGUGAGCUUAUUCCUUCCCCCACCUCAAAACAGUAGGUUUUACAUUUUUACCCAGCCUAUUUUUAUAUUGGCCUUUAGCAUUUCUUGCUAUAUCAAUAAAGAGCCAAAAUCCAGUAUAGGGAGACUAAAACUUUAUGUGCAGCUAAACUAGAAACCUGCACUGCUUAUAGAACUACUAGGAAUUUCUCUUCUACUUGAGCAGAAUGAGAUGCUUAAAUCAAUUUCGGUUACUACAAUACAUAAAAUGGCUAAAUAAGUUAAUGUGGCAUAUUUAUCCUCAAACCACUUACAUUUUAGAAAGUAAGCUCUAUGAGGGAGUCUGUUAUUGGUUCACAUCACUUCAGUCUCUAACAUAUUAGUUUACCCUCCUCCCUGUUCUGCAGCCAUUUCUCCAAAUCCACCUUUCAAUAAGAAAAAUAGUUCCCCUUGAUCUGUUACUGAGAGCCAUCUUUCUUUCCAGCCUCACUUUUUCAAGUGUGGCUACUUUGUGGUGGAAUUUAACACAAGGAAAAUAUAAUUGAUCUAUGACAAAAUAAGACCUUGUUGCAUUUAAAACAUGUUGACCAGGUUUGGAUGACAUGCUGCAACUUAUUUAACCUAUGAUGAACAGUGGCACCCACGGGUGCCAUAUUGUAUAUCCAGUCCCUGCUUGGGGGUUGUUCUGUUGUGCGAACCCGCCAAGCAUGGGUUAAACAACCCCAUGUAACCCAUGAUCUGUUUUAUGUUAAACAAUACUCGUAUAACCCAUGUUCGCUGGAUUUGUAUUACACAAAUGGGUUACAUAUUCAAAAUGGCAGCCACAUGUGCAGCAGCCUCAUCUGGUUUAAGUAACUCAUGGCAGGCUGUCAUGUCGUGCAAACAGCCCCACUGUAAUCUAACAAAAACUAGAUUACCGUGCAAACAAAGUAUUUUAUUACCUUCCUUUGCUGAAGAUGGGUGUGAGUGCAACUUUCUAUUGUUUUUAACCAGGUACAGAUUGGUUUUGUGUGCGGACAGGAAAAGGAGUUGAUGCCUGAUUUUAAAGGCAUUCUUAAGCUUUGGUACUCAGGGAAUACAUGUCCAUGCACCUAUAUAAUUAGUCCUUUCAAGGAGGAACAUUUAAUAUGAUUAAAUUCUUUUAAAUUGGCGGAGCAGCACUGUCAAAACAACAAAACCAAGAACCCAUAACCCUUGACAUUUUGAUUUUUUGCUCCAUGAAAUGUAAAAAAGACUUUUGUCGACCACCCACAAAGUGGAGUUGUACAAAGAGAUGGCUUGUCAGAAAUGUACCUCUUCUUGUGUCACAAACCUGAUCUUCUCCCCUAUCCUGCAAAUGAGACAACCUAGGAGCCCUGUCAAUUUGCUUGUGGGUUAGCUCUAAACUGAAUGUCCCGUUCCCCCCCCCCCCCCAAAAAAAAACAUGUCUUCUGUAGGGGGAAGAAUGGGAUGAGUUUGACCAGGUAGAGGUUGCACAAAUUCCAGUUAAAACAAAUAGUCUUCAUAAUGCUAAACAUCUAUUCACAUUUUUCAGUAAAAUUGGGAUGUUGCUGUGAUGCAUCUUCCUGAGGCUGUAAGUGAAGUGGACUGGUCUGUCUCAAGCUCCUUUCGAAAAUUAGCGCUGAGAAACAGAUCGGCAAGGAGAUUGCGUAUGUUGAAAUUGCAUAUGUUUUCCACCCCAAAUUACCUCCCAGUAAAAUGGUCCUUCUGUUACCACUUUUCCCUGGAUACUUUGGUCUGGUCUUCUUUGCUUUGUAUGGUCAAAUUCCUCCUUGGGGUAGGACUGUGUGCUAUGGCUCCUAUGUGGAGGCCAUUUGUAAUUGUGUGUGGCAGCUCACCACAUAGACUCUGUUUGGGGACUUCUUAAUUACACCCCUUCCAACCUUUCUUUUUCAUGAAAAUUGUCCAUGGCUCCUCGGUGAGCUGCUGCAUUAAUGGUCUGCCAUGCGGCAGGAGCCAUGACAUCAAGUGAUUUUUAAGGUAACCUUCAUCAGGCAACUGUAAAGCAUACAUCUUCAGUGAUAACGUUGUGCAGCAUCUUGUACACUGUAAGUCCGUUUUAGAGUUAAUGUCUUGGCAGCCUGUUGAUGUCUGCAUUACAAGUAGCCUGGUUUGGGGUGAAAUGUUUAUAUCCCAAAUGUGUGUUGGUUCACAAAGGAACCUUAGGGGUGCACAUUUUUUGAAAACUGGCUUUGGUUGCAUGUAAAGGCUUAUAGGAGUAGGUAGAAGAUCAUGUUUACAACCCUAUUCAUCCCAGAGACACGGUGAAAAGAUGAAACAAAUUCACAAUUAUCAGCACUUCCAUUGGCAAAUUCUCUUAUAAUGGGCGUGUCCCUGUAUUUGGCUACAUACCACUUCUCCCAGGAAGCUGUUCCUCACAAAUUGCAUUGUCUUACUGGUGUGGGCCCCUCCUUUGGAGUUGCUGCCAGAAUAGUACUUCCAGGUCUCUUAUCUGGGAUUUUAUCAUAAGAAAAUGGAAACUCCUCUACAGGGAGACUCACAGAGCGGGGUGUCCAGUUUGUAAGAAGUCGUGACACCAGUAAUAGUAACCCAUAAGAAAGUUGUAAGAGUCCAAGCCACAACUCCUGCCAUAUAUCCAUUUUAAUGGCAAUUCUCCUUUGCUGUAUGUUAUGCUGUGAUCUUAGUGCCAUACCAGGUGCACUUAUUGUAGUUGAUCUAAAUAAGGGCAAACACAACUUGUUGUUGGUGUAGUAAUUUUGGAAGUGAGGGUUGUUUGCUCGCCUUAGAGAGCAAAGACGACACUGCAAUAGGGGUACCAUGCGAUGCUGCUGGAGUGUGCGGCCUUUGUUGCAAACAUCCUGUUGUGCUGUCUACACAUGUGCUCGUCUGGAAUAAUUUUCUUUAAAUCUGCUUUUCUCUUGAAGGGGGUUAGGCGUUGAUGCAUGACAAAAUGGGAUGAAAUCAUCUGGGCGGAAUGGAGGGAGGGUGAUCUGGGCGGAAUUUCUUUCUUUCUUUCUUUCUUAAAUCAAGAACUGUACUGUAUCUCAUUUAAGCAUCUGGUGUUCUGAUCUUUUUGCUGGUUACAUUGAAGGGCACAACCAUGAAAGGGCAGCAUUUACUAAGCUGGAACUGAGAAUUGGCAUUCCUUCCCCUUCCCCUUUUCCCCCUCUUUCCAUAUUUUUUUUUGCAGCCAGAGGAGUCUGUCCUGAUUUUCUCUGCGCAGGAAGGCAUCAUUUUAACUCCUCAGUUCCUGGGACCACCAAGUUCCCGGCAGUGUUGCGGAUUGUAGUCCUAGCGGAGAAACCCAUAAUCUCAGAACUCCUGAGACGCGGUUUUUAUCAUUCAACAUAAAUACAGAUUUGCUGAUAGCAAGAUUUUUACUUUUCGAAUUUUUGCUAUACGCAGCAGUAUUUCUGCUUGUAUAAACAGCCUUGCCCCUAUUGAAGGAGGCUCAGUUUCAUAUCAGAGUGGCUAGUUAAAAGUAUUGCUUUAUCCCAACAUCAGCACUUAUUCGAAGUGGCUGUUGUGAACUGGGAACUUUGAGAACUUAAUCCGCCAUCAAGUUUUAUCAGUGGCGGGGUCCAGGCCACAUGAAUCUAUGUCCUUCCAAGCUAAUUUCAUCAUGGCUGUUUUUGAAGCAUUUGUGUUUGGUCAUAAUUCAUAGAUUCAUUCUGGGCAGUGUUUCUCCUGACUUAAGAAAGCACAACAUUUUAAAGAGAAACUCCCAUUUCCUCCCCUCUCCUCCUGAACAUACCCAAUCAGAAGGAUAUCCCAAUACCUCAGGAAGCUAGACCUGUACCUGUGCGCUCUUUUUAUUUCUGUCACUGCAGCUGCCUUAUUGGAGUGAGUUGAGUGUUUGGGGUGUUCUUAGUUUUUU